Molecule: messenger RNA, 1166 nt
Organism: Rhizophagus irregularis DAOM 181602=DAOM 197198
Lineage: Eukaryota; Fungi; Glomeromycota; Glomeromycetes; Glomerales; Glomeraceae
Source: RefSeq, a predicted model, not a curated record
AAAAGAUCUUAAAUUGGGUGAUUAUAUGUUAGUUAUGCAAUAUGCAUCAGGAGGAGAUUUACAUAACUGGUUAAGAAAGAGUUUUAAAGAUAUUACAUGGAAUAAACAAAAAUUGGCAAUUUUAUGGCAAAUAUCAGAAGGACUUGAAACAAUUCAUAACUCAGAUUUUAUACAUCGAGAUUUUCAUAGUGGAAACAUAUUAUCCAGGUUAUCAGGCAUGAACCGAUUACGACGACGAGGAGAAGAGGAAUCAAUUAAAAAAAGACACCAAUGGCAAAUUGGAGAUCUAGGAUUAUCGCAACCUUCAAAUAAUACGUCAUCAAAUAAUGAAAUAUAUGGAGUGGUGCCUUAUAUCGCACCAGAAAUAUUUAGAGGAUCUGGAUUUUCUAAAGAAUCUGAUGUUUAUUGUAUGGGUAUGAUUAUGUGGGAACUUACAACAGGCUGCAAACCUUUUUCUAAUGUUGAGCAUGAUAUUCAGCUUAUUUAUAAAAUUAUUGAUGGAGAACGACCUAAAAUUACAGAAGACACACCAGAAUGUUACGCUAAUUUAAUGAAAGGUUGUUGGGAUAAUGAUCCCAAAAAAAGACCUACUAUGACAGAAAUUCGUAAAACCUUUGGUAAAUGGUUUUUUAAAAAUAAAAAUAUUGAACCUUUUAAUCAAGCUGAAUUGAAAAGAUUAGAAUUAAUAAGUUUAGAGAAACUUGGUCCUGAGUUUAGUGAAAACCCCCACCCAAGUGCUAUUUAUACAAGUAGAUCAUUAAAAUCUUUUAUUUCUAAAAGUUCGUCUAAAUAUUCUUCGAAGGGUAUGUGCUAUACUAAAAUAAGAUAGGCAAAUAAAUUUAAAAUACUAAUUUGGAUGAAUAUGUUUAAUUAUUUUAUAGAUUAUGCUUCAAUCGAACUAGAGCUUGAUAUAGAUAUUGAAAGUAGACCAAAGGUAUUUGGAACUAAGCGAAAUAUUGAAGAAGCAAAUAUUAUUUCUUGUGAAAAUAACGGGAAACACAUUAAAAUUAGCCCCUAUUCAAGUACUUCUUUCACGGACUAUUAAGUGGAAAAAUAAUAAAUAAAUGGGAAUCUAUGAAAAGAAUAGAAUAAUUUUUGCGCAUUAUACGCUUGUUUAAUAAAUAAAUAGUCCUAGCAUAUGACGAAAUCAAAACCUAUAGUAUAUU